AUCAAAAUUUCUGACUAGUAAUUUACAAGUAAAUGCAUGCCUUUUACAUAUUUUGUAUAUUUUUUAUCAGUAAGAUGAAGAAUUUUUCUACUGAACCAGAAGAUACAAACCGUGAAUUUUGAAACCCGAUUUAAAAAUUUUUAAAGCGCACGUUAAGCGCGGAAUAAUGUGGCCAGAGCGCAUUAAAUCAGCUGUUGCAGCGCCAACAGGUGGCCCACAGCUGAUAAAAACUGUAGAGUUCGCGACUACUGAUGAGCGGGCGGUCAAAAAAUGCAACAUAUACAGCGAAUGCGCCAGCUGCUGUUCGCUGGGGGUAGGAGGAACUGGAACUGGCGAAACCUACACAACCAACGGGAUGCGACCACCCGAAAGACUUCGCCUCCACUGGUACGCCUGACACUCCUGGCCGUGGGGACCGGAGCCAUCGCCUAUGAUGGAAUCGCCAAUGAUUUCACCUAUUGCGGCGCAUCGGUUCGAUUUGUGCGCUGCUUGAAAACAGCCGCACUUAUUCUCGUCGACUACAAACAGCUAAAAGACACCGAUGAGGACUACGACACCCAGCUGAAGGCUACCCACCAAAAAAGUGCCGAAAGACUGCUAGAGACGUGCCUCCUAAACGGUGGUUUGUACAUCAAGGUUGGCCAGGGUUUUGCGGCCAUUAAUCACAUCCUGCCGGAUGAGUACACGAAGACGCUCUCUCGGCUGCAGGACAAGUGCCUGCCGACAUCACAAAAGGACGUUCAGAAGGUGUUUCUCUCUGAAUUUGGCCAGCUGCCCGAAGAGAUCUAUGAGGAAUUCGACUACAAGGCAAUUGCUGCUGCCAGUCUGGCCCAGGUUUUUAAAGCAAAACUGCCUGGAGGUGAGCAAGUGGCCGUAAAGGUGCAAUACAACGACUUGCAAAAGCGCUUCAUUAGCGACAUCGGCACCAUCGUCUUUCUGCAGGACAUUGUAGAAUUCGUCUUUAAAAAUUACAACUUUGGAUGGAUACUCACUGACGUGCGAAAGAAUUUGGUGCAAGAGCUAAACUUCGAGCAGGAGGGCCGAAAUGCUGAGCGCUGCGCCGCUGAUAUGAAAAAAUUCGACUAUGUUCAUGUUCCUAAAGUUCACUGGUCACAUACCAAGACGCGCGUGCUUACCUUGGAGUGGAUGGACGGAUGCAAAGUGACGGACCAGAAGACCAUAAAAAGUUGGAAACUUGAUCUCUAUGAUGUGGAUGUGAAGCUUUUUAAUGCCUUUGCGGAACAAAUCUUCUACACAGGAUUCGUGCACGCCGAUCCGCAUCCUGGAAACAUUUUUGUCCGUCGAAGCAAGAGAAACGGACGUGCGGAAAUUAUCCUGCUUGACCAUGGCCUUUAUGAGGAGCUGCCGGUGAAUGUACGUGUCCCGCUGUGUGAAUUCUGGGAGGCUACCGUGCUGCGAGAUGAAGCCAAAAUGCAGGCCGCAGCCAAUAAAAUUGGAAUCGCUGACUACAUGCGUUUCGCCGAAGUUCUUUUCCAGCAACCGAUUCGCAUUCGAGGUGGCCGUGUUCGAAGCAAACUAUCCGAGGAGGACAUUAUACAUAUGAAGGAAAUAGCUAGGAAAAAUUUUGAACUUAUCAUGGACACUUUGAAAGAAAUGCCGAGAAGCAUGUUAUUUGUCGUCCGCAACCUAAAUACCGUACGUGGGAUCAGUCGUCAGCAUGGUGAUGUGGUGGACCGUCCACGUGUGAUGGCCCGAUAUGCCCAGAAGUGCCUCUACAAGCAUAGUGACAAAUCGGCGCUGCAGUACGUCCGUUGGUUGGGUCGACGCGUCUAUUUUGAGUAUUGCUUGUUUUUGUCGGCCUUUAAGUUGCAACUGAUCGACUGGUAUUUUAAUGUACUGUAUUUGGUUGGAAGGGCUCCGGCAUCGGCAAGGACCGUAAUGCGAGAAAUGCUGGCCCCACCAAUGGACGAUAUUCAAGGGGCAUGAGUCAGGGCAGCAAAAUGUUGUUUACAAUCCAAAUUAUAUGUUUCCAGUCCUUGUUUUUUGUAGGAUUUUAGAAACGGUGUAUUAGCCAAUCAAUCAAAUAGUCAAAACACGAUUUUUGUAAGCUUUUUUAAUUAAGAAAUGUUAAUUUAUAUUAGAGGAGUAGUAUCUAUUAGGCUUUGGCAAUUUGACUAUUAUGGUGUAUGUAAUAUAAUAGAAUUGUAAAUGUGUAUAAAUAUGGAAUUAAAAUUGUAGUAAUAGAAAAUCAAA
This is a messenger RNA of Drosophila ananassae, 2214 nucleotides long. RefSeq lists its product as uncharacterized. The record is from RefSeq and is a predicted model, not a curated record. The coding region runs from base 271 to 1947 and encodes 558 amino acids. The transcript has 5 exons. NCBI's taxonomy places the organism in Eukaryota, Metazoa, Arthropoda, Insecta, Diptera, Drosophilidae.